AUGCCGCAACAAUCAACUGAUAAUACUUUAAAGCCCGUUUAUAAUUUGGUUGAAUUAGAAUUAGAUAACUAUGAAGAAAAUAAACUAGUUCUUGAUAUUAUUCAUGACUUAAAUACAUUUUUUCAAAAUUCUAGUAUUUGUACAUGCCGUCGAACUCCAAAACAAAAAGAUCUUAGAACAUGUUUUGAAAAAGUAGGAUUUAAAUGUUUUUUCAAAAGACAUUUUGAAUUAAAAGCUUUAGAAGAACAAGAACUUGAACUUUUUAUAAAAUUACAAUUAAUGUCAUUUGAACUUACUGAUGAAAAAUCAGAUAAUAAAACCCUAAAAAAACAUACAUAUAAAUAUAACUAUAAUAGCUCUUUACCUCUUUGUAAGCCAGUGUAUUUAAAAUUAUGUAGAAUUAAUGAAUACUUACUUUCUACUUUACAAAAUCAUUUACAAUCAAACGAAUUAACUGAACGUGUUCAUAGAAAUACCAGACAUGCAUCUAAAAUGGAAUCAAGAGUUUUUUUGGAUUUUAAUAUAACAUUUGCAAUUAAACAAUUUUUAGUACAAUAUGGAGCAAUUCAUGAAUUUCUUUCUUCAUUACGGCAUCAAGACGAUUCGGGUAUCUUUAUUUAUCUUCCAACUGGUCAAACCUAUGUUUCGGUUUAUAAUGAAUAUAAAAAAAGUUUUUAUCUUACUCAUGAUCAAUCAGAAAAAAUAAUUUCUUAUUUUACUUUUAGAAGAUUAUAG
This is a messenger RNA of Dentiscutata heterogama, 735 nucleotides long. Lineage: Eukaryota; Fungi; Glomeromycota; Glomeromycetes; Diversisporales; Gigasporaceae. The record is from the annotation of a GenBank genome assembly.